Molecule: messenger RNA, 1089 nt
Organism: Auxenochlorella protothecoides
Lineage: Eukaryota; Viridiplantae; Chlorophyta; Trebouxiophyceae; Chlorellales; Chlorellaceae
Product: Protein MOS2
Exons: 8
Coding region: 1-1089 (362 amino acids)
Biological process (GO): mRNA splicing, via spliceosome
Cellular component (GO): spliceosomal complex
Source: RefSeq, a predicted model, not a curated record
AUGUCGGGGGGAGGGCUUAGCCUCGCCUUCACGGGCCCUGCUCGGAAGGCUCGACGGCUGGAGGUCCACGAGACGAUCGAGGCGGUAGUUCGGGAGGAGAUCACCGGCGUGGGAGCUGGCGGGGUACAAACAGCAGGCACUGGGAACCCACUGGCUGACCUGAAGGUGAUCGAAGCCCAGCCCAACAGCUUCAAGAUUGCCAGCGGCAAGUUUGUACCCAGCUACAUCCCAGAAGCGGCCGACAGGGCGGACCAGGAGGGCGGUAUCGACAAGUUUGAGGCGGCAGCCCAGGACGCUGUCGAUGCCCAGGGCGACGUCACCUACGGCCUCAUCCGCCGCGACCGCACCGACGAGGCCUCCACCUCGCGCCGAGCGCAGGGCGCCGGAAGUGGCGCCGUUCUCGGCCCCGGCGACCAGGAGACCCUGGCCCUGCGCCGCGACCUGACCGCCCUGCCCGAGGUGGCGUCCCUGGACGCCUACGAGGCCAUGCCGCCCGGGGAGACGCGGGCGGCGGCGGCGGAGGGGCCGGUGGACAACAAGGGCGCGGCGCACAUCCCGCUCGCGGAGCGGAACCCGGCAGAGCUGGGCGCCGGGGAGGCUGCGUGGGUGGUCGUUGGGACCCACUCUGGUCUGGCCUGCACCUUUGUCGGGCUGGAGGCCAAGCGCGAGGGGCGCUCAGAGCGAGCCAGGGUGCGCCUGCAGCCCAGCAACGAGGUGGUGGUGGUGCGGGUCUCCGACCUCAGCCUGGCGGCCCCCUCCAGGCAGCGCAGCAGGGGCAAGGUCAAGGUGGUCGACAAACGGGCGGAGGGGGGCCGCGUUUACCUGAAGAAGGGCACCGUCGUGGAUGUGGCCAUGCCCCGCGUCUGCGACGUGCACCUGGACGACCUUGCGAGGACGGUGCAGGGCUUGCACCAAGACCAGCUGGAGACUGUGGUUCCCGGGGUGGAGGGCACCCCAGUGCUGCUCCUGGCAGGCAGGCUGCGGGAGGCGGGGGCGGCUGCGGUGCAGCUGACGGCAGACGGGUCCCUGGUCAAGGUGUCGCUGGACGAGGUGGCCGAGUACGCCGGUCCGGAGCACGAUGACGAGUGA